AUGGAUCUGAGCGAGAAGGAUAUUCAGUUGUUGAAGACUGCACAUAAUGAGGAGUUGAAAGAGAUGAAGGAUGGACUGGACGCGAAGAAGAAGGACGAGAAGGCGCUGGCAGCUAAGAGAGCUCGAGAUGCUGUGCUCAAGGCUCACUCGCAUUCAAGAUCAACAGCAAAACAGCUGCCAGCACCGUUCAAGCUCAGGGUGGUGCACAAGGAAGGUACUCUGAGUGCAGACGACAAGAAGCUGCUGGCCAUCGCGCGCAACGAGAUCUCAUCCGAGCAUGCAAAGGAUGCUCGUGCUGAGAAGCAGGCCAAGGAGGCCGAGCUGCGACGGGAGGAAGAGAAGGCUGAAGCAGCCAAGAAGGCGCGUGAGGCUCAGGCCAAACAGAUGCACGUGAAGCAGGCAGCGCAUCCAGUAGCGCGCGUAGUAGCAGAGCCGAAGGUGACGGCCCAUGUCCAACACGAGAAGAAUGUUCUUCAUCGCAAGUUGAACCCGAAGGCGCUCAAACUCCUCGCCUCUGCAUAUCGCGACCAGCGACACGACGAGGAAAAGGCCCGUAAAAUGAAAUCUUAUGACCAGAGGGCUUUCGUGAAGCAAUUCAAGAAGCAUGCAAUCGCCAUCGACUCUGACGCUCAGAACGAGGCCAAUAUGGAGAUCCAGAGGAACGCAAGGAAUGCGAUGAUCGGGCUGCAACAUGCCACUGCAGCGGACAACAGCGAGUACAUGCAUGCAUGGAAUCGAAUUCAUUUCUGA
Messenger RNA from Guillardia theta CCMP2712, 750 nucleotides. RefSeq lists its product as hypothetical. Bases 1 to 750 code for a protein of 249 amino acids. Lineage: Eukaryota; Cryptophyceae; Pyrenomonadales; Geminigeraceae. The transcript is spliced from 9 exons. The record is from RefSeq and is a predicted model, not a curated record.